This is a messenger RNA of Microplitis mediator, 2550 nucleotides long. RefSeq names its product mediator of RNA polymerase II transcription subunit 17 (gene MED17). Gene Ontology annotation, biological process: regulation of transcription by RNA polymerase II. Gene Ontology annotation, molecular function: transcription coregulator activity. The transcript is spliced from 5 exons. Gene Ontology annotation, cellular component: mediator complex; core mediator complex. Lineage: Eukaryota; Metazoa; Arthropoda; Insecta; Hymenoptera; Braconidae. Bases 254 to 2290 code for a protein of 678 amino acids. The record is from RefSeq and is a predicted model, not a curated record.
ACCUCGUAUCGUCUAAUUUAAGAAGACGACUUUUAAAUGACUGAAAAAAAUAUUUGACACAUACUCCAGGCUGGAGGUGUCUGGGAAAUUAAACAGUCAAGAAAAAAAAACGUUUUAGCGAUGGUAGUUGAAGAGGAUAUGUAGAUAAAUAUUUAUUUAUAUCGGUGUUUUUUUAUUUUUUUAAUUUUACACCGUUUAAAUUUCUUCAAGAUAAAUUUUUUAAGCAAUUGCGGUGAGUUUUUAAAUAAGCGCGAUGGCUUUUUCUGUAAAUAUUUCGGUGGAGGCUCCGAUUGAAAAUCAAAUUCAAGAGAUAACUUAUGACGGGCAGGAAAUAUAUCAAGCACCGCUGACUCUGUCGGAAAAUUUGGCGAAAAUCGCUCAGAAAAUAGAUUUCAGUAAGACAAGUACGUCGGGUGUUGAUGACCUUUGUGGUGAACAAGCUGAGAAUGGAGAAAAGUCGGAUGUCAGUAAACAAGAUUCAAAAGAUUCUUUUCCACAACAAAAUUCUUUGUGGCCAUGGGACAGCGUUAGGACAAAGUUAAGAAAUGCCUUGACAGAGGUUUGUGUUCUGGCUGACGUACUAGCAAUAGCCAAAGAAAAACGUUACAUGGUAUUAGAUCCAGUUCCUCAAGAGCCUCCGGAAGUAAAGCCUAUGGUACAGGUUUAUGCGAGAAAAAAAGCAUUGGCUGGUGCUGCAAAUGUACUUUUAACUGGAGUUGAAAGACUAAGAAAUAGUCAAAAUGAACUUGCUAGAAAUAGAUCAACACCAGACUUUCAUAUUGAGUUGUUGAGGCUUAGACAGAAUUGGCGAUUAAAAAAAGUAUCCAAUUCUAUAAUCGGUGAUCUCAGUUAUCGAACUGCUGGAUCAAAGUAUUCACAGACCGGAAUGUUUGAGGUAACUAAAGCAGAAGACGAUGAAAAAGUAACCGUAUGCAGUCCUCCAGUAUCUCCUAAUUCAAAUGCCGUUUCACCUGCGGCUAGUACUGCCGCAGGAGGAGUUGUACCACCAGCAUCAUCACCAACAGCCCCUCCUGCUUCUUCAACCCAGUCAUCCUCGUCAAAAAGUUCUUCCUUACGGGUUACUAUUCCCAGUGAAUUACAAGGCGUAGCGUACAUUAAAGUAUUGUGUCAAAAAGACCAAGAAGAUUUGUGCAGUUCAAAUAUAAAUCUACUAACCGCGACUGUGGCUAAUUCAAAUGCUGAUAUGCACUGGCAACAAAAACUCGAGGCUGCGCAAAAUGUAUUAUUUUGUAAAGAAUUAUUUAGCCAACUGGCCAGAGAAGCUGUUCACUUAAGAGCUCCGAUUCCUCACAUGGUUGUUGGUAAUCAAAUAAUGGCGACAGUACUUCCUGGUAUUCAACUGAUAAUUGGAUUGUGUCAUGGUACCGGUAAUGAUAAAAAAUCAACAUCCUCAUCGCCGCCUCCACCGGUUGCCCACAAUGCAGAGCACGAUCAUGUACUUGAGCAUUCACUUCAUCAGUUAUUACGAGAAGUACAUCAUAAAAAUACUCAUCAUCCUUUUCCACAUCCGUCUUCCGGUCCAUUGGGACCAAGCAAACGUCGAUGCAUUGCUGGACCAACUGCUGCUGAUCGUCACGAGUUACUGGAAAUGACCAAGAGUCAAACAAUUCUUGAACAAAUAAUCCAGCAAGCUCAACAUUUCUUCAUGAGAGUGCGCACUGAGUACGUAUUGGACACGAUUGCUAAAGAAGUUAAAGAUCCACUUAUUGUUUCACAUUGGAACGCUUUAAAUUCCCCUACUCAGUCUUGUGUUAAAAUAAAUAUCUGGACCAACGGAUACGAUACCGUUUGUCGGACAUCUUUGGUGGUACAUGUUGGAGAAAAAUCACUCAAGUGUGUUUGUAGGGACGGAAGAGUUAUGCAUAUGAGUUAUGAACCUCAAGAACUUAGAGAUCUUAUAUUUUGCCAGAUUCAUCAGCAUCAAAUUACUGCAGUACAAAAUUUAGCGAAAUGCAUGGGCUGGCAAUUUUUAGCAAACAGUUCCCACUUGGGUCUUGGUGCUGUUGAACCACUAGGUAAUGCCAGUAGUUGUAUACUCGCAUCACCAAUUGGCGAUCGCAUGAUCGCGGUAAGAUGUGAGCCACAAAGCGGCGUUCAAGUUUCAAUAGCACACUCUCCACGAAAAGAUUUCUUCCCCGGGCAACUGGUACGUGAACGCAAGUGGGAAAAUCUCGGUGGUUCAUUCAAAGAAGUAAGAUGGGACAAAAUGGAAGGAAAAAAUUUUUUAAAUAAAAUGGAAUUACUCAUGGCGUCACUCACAAGCUCAUAGGAAAAAAAAAGAUAAUUCUCAGGAUAAUUAUUAUGUGAAAUAAAUUUUUUAAAAAUAAACAAUAAAACUUAAAAUUUAUAAUUUAAAAUGUCUACGUUGACAAUAAACUAAUUAUUCUUGUAAUUGUAUUUUAUUUGUUAAUUAAUUUUAAUUGAUUAAAUAAUACAAUUUAAAAAUAAUAUUUAAAAUUUAUUUAAUAAUUAUUUUAUAAAUCCUGCUUUUUAAAUACAGUUUUUUUUUUUUUUUUGUUUUAUAAAUAC